UCCAAAACUGUAGACUAGUAUCCUAUAUAACCUAUAACAUUGCUUAAGGCCCGAUUCUCAUUUCACGUCUAAAAGCCGCACCGCUUUCUCUCUUCAAAUGACCCGAACUAUUUCCAUCUCGAUGUGGCGCUGGCGUGCCUAGAAAAAUAUGCGUAUCGCUAGCGAAUCUCUCCAUAUUUUAGCGCGCAUGCCGCGCCUCUACAUGCUAGGUUCACACCAAACGCGAAAAAUCGACAGCUUUUCCAACCUUCGCGGAGGACAAGAUUGACGCGCGUUCGCGGAAAUCGGGCCGCCCGAUUGGAGUCAUUCGUAUCACCUGCCGCGAGUUUGCGUGUAUAUACAUACUGCGUCGCGAAUGAUGCGGUGCGAAUGGAGCGUUUCGGGCGUUUUGCUGCUUCCUCGCGGGAAAGGAGAACGUCAUGCAGGUUUGGGAUGACAUGUGGACUGCAUGGUGGCCAUGGAGACGGAAAUAGGAACUAGGAAACCUGAUAAUGCAGAGGCGAUCCAUCCCCAGGUGAGGAUUCAAAAUACCUGAAGCAAAGUUUCUCUCACUCUUGUCUGGAAAGUCUGGAUGUGUCUCUGUCUGCAGCUCUUCUUCUGUCAGUAUGCACCUCCUUGUUCUUGUGCUCUGUGUUCUCAUGGAGCUCCUCAUGGUUAGCUGUCAGAAUGACAUGCAGGUCCGUAUAGUGGGUGGAUAUGCCCCUGCUCCUUACUCCAUCAAGUAUGUUGUGUCCAUUCAGAGUGCUACGGGCCAGCACUUCUGUGGAGGAACAUUAAUAAACAAGUACUGGGUGCUGACCGCAGCACACUGCAAUAUAGGAGCGGCAAACAUGAGGAUCGUGGCUGGAGAUCACUCCGUGGGUUCAUACGAGGGUACGGAACAGUUUCGCAGACCUCAUUUCUUAAUACCUCAUCCACAGUACAACAGAGACACCAACAAUGCAGACAUCAUGCUCAUUAAGCUUCAGUCUCCAGUCUAUAUAAACAGUUAUGUGUCUCUGGCUCCAUUACCUCGUCUGGACGCUAUGGUGGCAGUGGGACGGGUGUGCAGGGUGUCAGGUUGGGGCUUCACAAGCACGACAGGAGGAAUCCCGUUAACUCUGCGUACGGUCAUGCUGCCCAUAGUGUCCAAUUCAGUGUGUAACAGCACAGAUUCUUUCAACGGAAACAUCACUGAGAACAUGAUCUGUGCUGGAUACAGCUCAGGAGGAAAAGAUGCCUGCAAGGGGGACUCUGGUGGACCUCUGUUGUGUGAGGGUCGGCUCUAUGGUGUCGUGUCAUGGGGCAGCGGCUGUGGUGACCCUCAGUAUCCUGGCGUCUAUACUGCCGUCUCCAGGUUCAGGCAAUGGAUCGACAGAACUAUAUUUGGCUAUUACGGAAGGUGCCUCAAGUAUUAGACUGCAGUGUUAUAUCAGCACUUCCCUUAAUUGAACUUGACCAUGCCAACUUGUAAAUGAAUAUUGUUUUUAUUGUUUUGCCUUCUACUUACAUGUUAGGAUCUUUUUGUGUUUUACUACUUGGAUUUACUGUAUUUUAGACUGUAUUUUUGAAAGAGCGCAUUAUAUCCCCUGUUAGACUUUUUAUAAAGAAGUUUGUGUCUGUAAAUGUGCCAUGUUGUAGUUUCAAAGAGAUAUAGUUCCCGAAAACAAAAUCACAAAAAGUUUGAAUUCAAAUGUUACUUGUGAUAAUAUACAGUAUAUAUAUAUAAAUCAUAGACACCAUGAAUGUGUCACACAUGAGUGUAGUAAAACCAGAUUCCAUUCCUUAAAGAGAAUUUAUUUACUCACCCUCAUGUCAUUCAAAACCUAUAUGACUGACUUUCUUCUGCAGAACACAAAAGACAAUGAUUUGAAGAAUGUUGGAAACUAAACAACACUGGCCCCCAUUGACUUCAAUUGUAUGAACACAAAACCACUGAGACAUUCUCAAAAUAUCUUCUUAUGCGUUCCGCAGAAUGAAGAGUCAUACAGGUUUGAAUGAGAUGAGGGUGAAAAAAUGACAUAAUUUUUAUUUUGG
Messenger RNA from Triplophysa dalaica, 2016 nucleotides. Its product is annotated as trypsin. The transcript is spliced from 7 exons. The coding region runs from base 606 to 1397 and encodes 263 amino acids. Gene Ontology annotation, biological process: proteolysis. NCBI's taxonomy places the organism in Eukaryota, Metazoa, Chordata, Actinopteri, Cypriniformes, Nemacheilidae. Gene Ontology annotation, molecular function: serine-type endopeptidase activity. The record is from RefSeq and is a predicted model, not a curated record.